CGAGGAGCAGGGACAGCUGCGGAACGCACUGGUUAUGCUGGGGGACACUGUUAGGUGUGUGGAUGACUCUGCCUUUCACAGAUGUGCAGCAAACCAGAGGGAUUAUUACUGUUUGUGUCUAUAUGUUAUUUAUUAGGGGUCUACACUAACUACUGCAGAUCAUCAGACCUUGCCCUGACAACACCCACUUGGAAUUACAAUAAUCAUUACCAAAUCACUCAAGGGUAGAGUGGACCUCUCAACCUGAGCUCUUCAUCAGCUUAUCUGUUCUUCUGGGCAGCUUGUUACCUUUAAUCUCCUCCCUCACGCCACCCUGUGUCUUUUACAAUUGUUGGUGAUUUAUCUGGAAGUGAUUCAGGACUUGGGAUUCCAAAAAAAUGUCUUAGACCUGUGUCAUCUUCAUACCAUGGUGGAUUCUGACCAGUUUGUUGGAAUUUUGGUUUAUUAGAUACUGAUGGAGAAUCUGUCUAUUUGCUGCUGGAAGGAUCGUGUAAGCAUUGAUUCUCCACCCUAAGGCCCUUAGAUUUAUUUUAUUUUUGUACAUGAAACAACUCUAGAGCCAUGAGUGGACCCUCAGGGCUGGUCAGUACCUGCACACAACUAACGGAGAUAGCAGUAUCAGAAGAUUGUCAAGUGAGAUGGGUCAUCUUGGAGCUUCUGACACCUAUGUAUGGUUUUGUCAUCUGAUGUCUGGAAACAGAUCACAGUUAUUUUAGGGGUACUCCUACAUAGGCUUUAGUGACCCCUUCCUUCUUGGUAUGUGACCAUCAGGGGGGGACCGAACAAUGUGCAAGGGUCUCUUGUUGCUUUAUACAACCUGAGAGGGUCCCUUGAUGCUUUAUACAACCUGAGAGGGUCCCUUAGCGCUUCUUACAAUGUGAGAGGGUCCCUCUGUGUAUUAUAUAAUGUGAUAGGACUUCCAGGGUAAUUACUUUACCCUGAUCAUCUGAGAAAGGUUCUCCAACAAGAAGCAACCAACCUGAACCUCCUGAUAUCCCUCACUAGCUGGUGCACCAUGGGUAGCUUCAUUCUCUGGAUGAUCACGUUCACUGUUGGUAUUGCUGCUUCACAACUUUGUCCAAAAAGAUGCCUUUGCCAGAACCUUGCUCCUUCCUUGGCCAUCCUCUGUGCCAAGACUGGUCUACUCUUUGUGCCCUCAGUCAUUGACCGUAGAACAGUUGAGCUGAGACUGACAGAUAACUUCAUCACAGUGAUCAGGAGAAGAGAUUUCACCAACAUGACCCGUCUUCUGCACCUGACGUUGUCCCGGAACACCAUUAGCCAAAUCACCCCAUUAACAUUUGCUGACCUCCGGGGGUUACGAGCUCUCCACUUGGACAACAACCGUAUCUUAUCUGUGGGGGAUGAACAGUUCAAAGGUCUCUUGAAUUUGAGACACCUUAUUCUCAGCAAUAACCAGCUCAGUACCAUUUCCUCAGGCUCCUUUCAAGAUUUUGUUGGGACUCUGGAAGACCUAGACCUCUCCUAUAACAACCUAGAAAAGGUUCCAUGGGAGACCAUCUCCAAACUAACUAACGUCAACUCAUUGAGUCUUGACCACAAUCUUAUAGACUUUGUCCCUGGAGGAGUCUUCACCAAUAUGCACAAGUUAGCUCGACUGGACAUGACUUCCAACAAGUUAAAAACAAUUCCUCCAGAUCCUUUAUUUCUACGUAUUCCAGUCUAUGCCAAAUCCAAGGGUUCGCCCCUCUCAUCACUUGUGCUUGGUUUUGGUGGAAAUCCUCUGCAUUGCAACUGUGAAUUGCUGUGGUUGCGGCGCUUCACCAGAGAGGAUGACCUGGAAACCUGUGCUUCUCCACCAAGCCUCCUGGGAAAAUACUUCUGGAGCAUCUCAGAGGAGGAAUUUAUGUGUGAGCCGCCAGUUGUCACCCAUCACUCCGGACGCAGCACAAUCAUGGAGGGUGAGAACGUUCUUCUCAAGUGUAAAGCCAUUGGAGAUCCGGAACCUACUAUCCACUGGGUAUCCCCAGAAGGCAAAGUGGUAUCUAACUCUACCAGGGCCACCGCAUAUGAAAAUGGCACUCUAGAGAUAUCCGUUUCUAUGGUGAGGGACAGUGGAUCCUUUACCUGUAUUGCUUCAAACACUGCAGGAGAUUCCACAGCCAAUGUUGAGUUAAUUGUUAACCCACUGCCUCAUCCAGCAAACACCAGCCAAAGAAGGUAUAGGCCUGACCAGGGGCCCUCAGAUAUCCUCACCCCCGCCAAGCCAGGGUUAUCUGUCAAUGAGUCUGCUAGUCACCCAGACCCUAAGGUCCUUAGUGCAAACCUGAGUCACAGUUCAGCUCUAAUCCAAUGGAAUUUGGACAGGAACAUUCCUGGGAUACGCAUGUACCAAGUGCAAUACAAUAGUUCUAUUGAUGACAGUCUAAUUUACAGGAUGAUCCCCCCUAGUAAUCGGAGUUUCUUGGUGAAUGACUUGGCGCCUGGUCGUGAGUACGACCUCUGUGUCCUGGCUGUGUAUGAUGAUGGAAUGACCUCUCUAACGGCCACACGUGUGAUCGGUUGUGUCCAGUUCCACACAAAGGAGGAGAUUAGUCAAUGCCAGCCACCUCACACACAAUUUCUAGGUGGCACCAUGAUCAUCAUCAUAGGUGGAAUCAUUGUAGCUUCGGUGCUUGUGUUUAUCAUCAUCCUGAUGAUCCGAUAUAAGGUUUAUGGUGGUCAAGAGGAAGAGGAAAAAGCUAGGGUCAGCAAUGUUUACUCCCAGACCAAUGGACAGCAAUUCAUGUCAGGUGGCAGCUCUUGUGCCAAGCUGUCUGGACCUCUAGAAGAGAUGGCACUCACCACAUACUUCACCAGUGAGGAUGAAGGAGGCAAAUCCACCAAAGACACAUGUAGCAUCAAGUCACCUGAUCAAGGUUGCAAAGAUUUGAAAGAAAAGACAUCUUGCGAAUGGACAGAUGGCAACUGACUCUUUAUCAAGG
Molecule: messenger RNA, 2945 nt
Organism: Bombina bombina (fire-bellied toad)
Lineage: Eukaryota; Metazoa; Chordata; Amphibia; Anura; Bombinatoridae
Product: leucine-rich repeat and fibronectin type III domain-containing protein 1-like protein
Exons: 4
Coding region: 1016-2932 (638 amino acids)
Molecular function (GO): protein binding
Source: RefSeq, a predicted model, not a curated record